AUGGCAGAAGCUCACCAGGCUGUGGCAUUUCAAUUCACUGUCUCUCCAGAGGGUAUCGACCUUCAGCUGAGCCAUGCAGCUAUCAAGGAGAUUUACCUUUCAGGCCUGCGUUCCUGGAAGAAGAAAUUCAACCAAAUACGGAAUGGUUUUGUGACAGGUGUGUAUCCCGCCAGCCCCUCCAGUUGGUUAUUUAUGGUUACAGCCAUCCUAGUAACCCAGUUCUCUCGUCUUGACCCUUCCAUGGGCAUGAUUGACAAAAUAAAGGAACAUCUGCCGGUCAGCAAUUAUCUGUCAGAUCACGGCCUGAAUAUCCUCAGUGUCCUGGCCUUUUCCACAGGACUGUGGCUGGCGCUCAUUAUGACCAUGCGUAGCAUUCUUAAGAUGCUGCUAUGCUACCAUGGAUGGAUGUAUGAGGAGUAUGGUCGGAUAUCCAACACCACAAAGAUCUGGUUGGCUUUGGUGAAAAUUUUCUCUGGUCGUAAACCCAUGUUGUAUAGCUAUCAGGCCUCACUGCCUCGGUUGCCUGUUCCGGCUAUUAAGGAUACAAUGCGGAGGUAUCUGGAAUCCAUACGACCUCUGACAACUGAUGCAGAAUUCCAUCGAAUGACAGGUCUUGUCCGUGACUUUGAACGGACUCUUGGACCACAUCUGCAGUGGUAUCUCACACUGAAAUCUUGGUGGGCACCCAACUAUGUAAGUGAUUGGUGGGAAGAGUAUGUGUAUCUCCGUGGGAGGAGCCCCCUGAUGGUAAAUAGCAACUAUUAUGGCAUGGAUUUCCUUUAUGUUACACCUACUCCAAUCCAAGCUGCUCGUGCUGGGAAUCUUGUUUAUGCCAUGCUGCAGUACCGACGCAAACUCAUCCGAGAGGAAAUCAAACCUAUGCUGAUCCAAGGUUGCCUGCCAACGUGCUCAGCUCAGUAUGAACGCAUGUUUAAUACAGCCCGUGUGCCCGGCCUGGAGGGAGAUAAAAUCCAACAUCUACAAGACAGUGAUCACAUUGCAGUAUACCAUGCAGGACGCUUAUUUCGAGUAUCGUUGCAUUACAAGGGGAAGCUGCUGGAGCCCUGUGAACUUCAGGCACAGUUUGAAGCUAUCCUUUGUGACCCUACACCCCCUCUGCCUGGGGAGGAGAAAUUGCCUUCAAUGACUGCAGGUGAAAGAGAUUCCUGGGCCAGGACCCGCCACACCUACUUCCAGUCUGGGAUUAACAAGCAGUCCCUGAAUAUAAUUGAGAAAGCUGCUUUCUUUCUCACUCUUGACACAAGUGAACAGGGCCUGCGAGGGUCCAAUCCAGGUCAGGCAUUGGAUGUCUAUGCAAAAUCCUUGCUACACGGACAUUGCUGUGACAGGUGGUUUGACAAAUCUUUCAACCUGAUUGUUUACCGCAACGGGAAAGCCGGAAUCAAUGCAGAACACUCGUGGGCAGAUGCACCUAUUGUUGGACAUCUUUGGGAGUACACCCUUGCCACAGAUUCAUUCCAGCUAGGAUAUGAUGAUGAUGGGAACUGCAAAGGCAAGAUGGAUCCUGAUGUCCCUCCACCCCAAAAACUGGAGUGGGAAAUAUCGCCAGAGUGCCAAGAGGUGAUCUUGCAGUCCUUUAUUUUGGCCCAUGCUUUGGCCAGUGACGUUGAUUUUCACGUCUUUACCUUUAAGGACUUUGGCAAAGGCCACAUCAAGAAGUGCCGCACUAGUCCAGAUGCCUUCAUCCAGCUUGCCCUUCAACUAGCACAUUUUCGGGACAUGAACAAGUUCUGUCUCACUUAUGAAGCAUCUAUGACUCGUCUUUUCCGGGAAGGCCGAACAGAAACAGUCCGUUCCUGCACCAUUGAAUCUUGCAACUUUGUGAAGGCAGUGAUGGAUCCUACUCAAACUGAUAAUUCAAGAUUACGCCUCUUCCGAGUAGCAGCUGAGAAACACCAGAAUCUUUAUCGGGAAGCCAUGAUAGGGUCUGGCAUCGAUAGGCAUCUUUUCUGCCUCUAUGUUGUCUCAAAAUACCUUGGCCUGGAUUCUCCUUUCCUGCGUGAGGUAUUAUCUGAACCAUGGAGACUCUCUACUAGUCAGACUCCCAUUCAGCAGAUGGAACUAUUUGACCUUCAGAAUAAUCCUGACUAUGUUUCUUGUGGUGGUGGAUUUGGACCGGUUGAUGAUAAUGGAUAUGGAGUAUCUUACAUCAUUGUCGGUGAAGAUCUCAUCAAUUUCCACGUGUCAUGCAAAUUCUCCGGCCAAGGGACAGAUGCACACCGUUUUGGGUUUAAUAUCCGGAAAGCCAUGAAUGACAUCUUGAUCCUUUUCCAAGUGAACAAACUGGCCCAGGCCACAGUUGGCCAGUGA
Protobothrops mucrosquamatus (brown spotted pit viper) is the source of this 2331-nucleotide messenger RNA. It is a transcript of the gene CPT1C, whose product is annotated as carnitine palmitoyltransferase 1C. Gene Ontology annotation, biological process: fatty acid metabolic process; carnitine metabolic process. Lineage: Eukaryota; Metazoa; Chordata; Lepidosauria; Squamata; Viperidae. The coding region runs from base 1 to 2331 and encodes 776 amino acids. The record is from RefSeq and is a predicted model, not a curated record. The transcript has 18 exons. Gene Ontology annotation, molecular function: carnitine O-palmitoyltransferase activity. Gene Ontology annotation, cellular component: mitochondrion.